Oncorhynchus kisutch (coho salmon) is the source of this 5125-nucleotide messenger RNA. Its product is annotated as rap1 GTPase-activating protein 1-like. Gene Ontology annotation, biological process: regulation of small GTPase mediated signal transduction. Lineage: Eukaryota; Metazoa; Chordata; Actinopteri; Salmoniformes; Salmonidae. The coding region runs from base 369 to 2408 and encodes 679 amino acids. Gene Ontology annotation, cellular component: cytoplasm. The transcript has 23 exons. Gene Ontology annotation, molecular function: GTPase activator activity. The record is from RefSeq and is a predicted model, not a curated record.
UAGUGCACUUUCAGAACUCAUUACCUCCUUCUCAUCUUCCUAGACAGAGUGGCAUAAAGAGAAAGAUAGUGAGGAUUGCUGACCAAUUCUUUGGACACACGGACAGUCGGACACACACCUGAUGACACUUGCUGUGUACACACAACUCUGUGACUCUCCUAGUUUGGCUGUAGUUGUUUGGGUAACUUCUACACUGUGGGUGAGGGACUGCAUUAUCGCAGUGGAAUACAGGCAUGCCUCUGGGGCAGCAGGCAAUGUGCUCUUCUAAUACUGGACACUUGAACUUAACAGUUGAACUCACAAACCAGUGACCGUGAUUUAUUUUCUGCUGGAGGAUUUUGUUUCAUGGAAAAUAGUCUUCUUGAAAAAUGUCUAAAAGUUGUCAGAUCCAUCUCAAUGCUCCACUGGUGACAGCGGGACCAUGGAGGAAGCACAGCAAAACCACAGAUUUAUUUGAAAUGAUUGAGAAGAUGCAGGGCAACAGAAUGGAGGAGCAGCGAUGCACCUUUCCUCCCCCACUCAAAACUGAGGAGGACUACAUUCCUUACCCCAGUGUCCAUGAGGUGUUAGAGAGAAAGAGCGGGUUCCCCCUGAUUCUGCUACCUCAGUUUGGGGGUUACUGGAUCGAGGGGAACAACCAUGAGCUGAGUGAUAGUACUGACCCAGACCAGAUCCAGCCUCUGUCCCCCACCACACGCAACAAGCUGGAGAGUAACUCCACCGCCAAGAUCUACAGGAAGCACUUUCUGGGCAAGGAGCACUUUAAUUACUACUCAGUGGACGGAGCUCUGGGACAUCUGGUGUUCUCCCUGAAGUAUGACGAGAUCGGAGACCAGGAACACCUUCGCCUCAUGCUCAGGACCAAGCUGAAGACCUAUCAUGAUGUGAUCCCCAUAUCCUGUCUCACGGAGUUCCCUAAUGUGGUGCAGAUGGCCAAGCUUGUCUGUGAAGAAGUGAAUGUGGAUCGCUUUUUUCCUGCCCUUUACCCAAAAGCUUCAAGACUCAUCGUCACUUUUGAUGAACAUGUCAUUAGCAACAACUUCAAGUUUGGAGUCAUCUACCAGAAGUUUGGACAGACAUCAGAAGUAGAGUUGUUUGGAAACAGUGCCGAAAGUCCUGCCUUUGUUGAAUUCCUAGAGUUUCUGGGGGAGAAGGUCGAGCUGCAUGACUUUAAAGGGUUUCGUGGUGGGUUGGAUGUGACCCACGGCCAGACAGGCUCUGAGUCCGUCUACCACAACUACCGCAACAAGGAGAUCAUGUUUCAUGUGUCCACCAAGCUGCCUUAUACCGAGGGGGACACACAACAGUUGCAGAGGAAGAGGCACAUAGGGAACGACAUUGUGGCCAUAGUGUUCCAGGAGGAGAGUACACCCUUCGUACCAGAUAUGAUCGCCUCCAACUUCCUCCAUGCCUACGUAGUGGUGCAGGUGGAGAACGCCUGUACUGACAACGUACUGUACAAGGUGUCAGUGACAGCGCGAGAUGACGUACCUUUCUUUGGACCUCCCCUGCCAGACCCGGCUGUCUUUAGAAAAGGUCCAGAAUUCCAAGAGUUCCUCUUCACUAAGCUCAUCAAUGCUGAGUAUGCCUGCUGCAAAGCUGAGAAAUUUGCCAAACUGGAGGAGCGGACGCGGUCCGCCUUGCUGGAGACGCUGUAUGAGGAGUUACACAUCAACAGCCAGGCCAUGAUGGGUCUGGGAGGAGAUGAGGAUAAGCUGGAGAACGGGUCCGGAGGAGGGGGCUUCUUUGAGUCCUUUAAGUCAUUGCUUGUCCCAGGGAAAAGUCCCAGUAAAUAUGGCCGUCGAGGCAGUGCCAUAGGGAUAGGAACAGUAGAAGAGUCUCUGAUCAUCCCUGGGAAGAGUCCAACCAGGAAGAAGUCUGGUCCCUUCAGCUCCAGGCGCAGCAGUGCCAUCGGCAUCGAGAACAUCCAGGAAGUCCACGAGAAAAUCAGCAGGGAGUGUUUACCUGGCACACAGAAGACACCUGACAGUGGCCACGCGACUCAGGACCCCAAGUCUGAGAACUCCUCCAAUCAGAGCUCACCAGAGGUGCUCACCACAAAGAACAUGUUUGCUCUUUGUAACAACAGGGCCCAGUCUAUCCCUGAGGGUCACGACCUUUCCCGCUCCUCCUCCAAUGCCAGCAGCUUCGCCAGUGUGGUGGAGGAGAAUGAGACAGAGGCCAUGGAGGACUACGACACUGGCAUGGAGAGCCUGUCUUCAGCGGGGACGCCCCACAAGCGGGACUCGUUAACCUACAGCACAUGGCUGGAGGACAGUAUGAGCAGCACAAGCACCACCAGCCGAGGCUGCUCGCCAGGUCCUGGUAAACCUGAUGGGGGUAAAGGGUCAGAUAUCCGUAUCAAACUGGACCGGCCACAGGAUCACCAGUCCUCAUCGAACUGUUAGCCUCUCCCACCUGAUUGUUUCCUGGAUGUCCAUCUGCAGCAUUCCCAUAAGACACAAUCCUUCUGGGAGAUGAGAGGAGCGCAGGCUUUCGCCGCAACCAAUGACGACGAUGAGGAGGUGGACCCUGGCCAGCCUGCUGGUCAGUGAGGCCAGACCACCCCCUUCCCAGAAGCCCCGGCGGUGGCGUGGGCGGCGGCUGGCAUGCCAGGGGAGGAAGUCCUUUUCCUCGGUGUUGGUUAUUUCUGCUCCCUCCCUCACCUGUCUGUCUGUACACACAUCUUCUGCCUGGCUUUGUGUUUCACAAGCACUCUUUUUGUUACCCAUUAAGUAAAUAGGUUUAUUUGUCCCAGUGAACAAAUGGUACCUGUGGUUCAGUUUUAAUGAGGCCUACUGUAUAUAGCCAUGCAGAUCACACAGUGUGGCCACAGUGCCAUUGAAUUCUGCCAGAGACUUUGUUAGGGGCAUGUUGGUGUUGUCAUAUGGAUUGUACAUUAUAGUGACAAUUUGAUUGAACCCAUUCAAUCUCAAAUACCAAAUAUCCAACAACAAAGAUGUGUGCAUUUGAAUUAAAUGUCCAUUAUUGGUUAUGUCGAAUACAGUUUAAUGUGUAAGUGAUUUUUCAGGUUAAGUGAUUGUAAUGUGUCUAUUAGCCAUAGCUGUAACUUACUGUAUAGAACUGUACAGCCAAAAACAGUUGCUCUGACAGAGUGAAUAUUUUCUUCUCAAUAUACAAUAACUGGGAUAUUGUCAUCACAAUAGACAAUGCACUUCAAGCCUCACCUGCUCAUACUGCAAAUGAAAAUGAAGAUGGACAUCUAACAAGAAAUAAUGGAAAUGUAGCCGUGAACCUUUAAAAUACAGUUUUUCUAUAGCUUCAUUACUAAUUUAUACCCUUAUCAACAUGGUCAGAAGCAGACCGUAAUUGGACAGUGCAUGGUUUCAGAGGAUAUGUUAUAUGAUCACACUGUUUUUGCACACAAGAUGCUCAUUGCUAACUGCUACCAAUUUAUUAUUAUUGGGAACCACCUCGUUUUGUGUAAUUGUAACCUAAAACAGGCAACUUUAGAUUCGCACUUUCUGUCCACAGAAAUAGUUGUCUAUUUUGUUGUGUAUCAAGCAGGUUACUGAGGUCAGGUAUGUAGAGAUGUGUUGAUGACUACAGGGGUAAUUCAUAACUGAAUUGAAUAACGUACUGUAGUAGUCCAUCCAAUCAGCUAGUUUGCCGGUCUAAUCUACAUUACAAAUCCUGCAGCCGAAGUGUUGCCAUCGGUAACCGCGGAAAAAUAUGUUUGUAUUUAUUUAUUUAUUUGGGGAUGGGGGAUUACUGUAUUAUACAGUAUAUUUGCUGUUGAUAUAUUUCUAGUAUAUUAUGGGAGAGAUGUACAGAGAUGAAUACUACAGUUUGUGCAUGUUAUACAGUAUAAUCCUACCCUCCACGCCAAAUCUAAUGUAACCUGGCAGUGACAUUUAUUUUUGUGAAAAUCAUGAUGGGGGUUCUACAGUUCUACAUUCUACAUUUACAUAAAACUCUGUUUCUUCUGUUGAGCACUGCCAAAUGAACACAGUGUGUGGCAUGUACAAUUUGAAAAGUAUGUUUUAAAAUAAACUAAAACUAUAUCCCACACUGUCUGCUCAAUAAAAGGGAACAACUCAUUGUCAUGACAGAGCUGACAAAUGUGUGAGGAAAGGUAUCUAAGCUAAAGAGUUUGAAUGUAGAACAGAUAUUGAACAGAUACUGUAUAUAUCGAACUAAAAUUGCCCUGAUAGCUUUUAUAUUCAACUGCCUUUUGGAUAUGAUUUUAUUCUUAGAUCUUUAGUUUGUGAAUAAUGUUACUGUACACAUUCACCUCUUGCCCUAGAUCCCUGUUUAAAGAUGACUUAAAGAAAGAUGCCAUUCCUCCUUUUGGUAUUUUGGUUUAUCCUGGCAACAACACGGUUCCACACGCCAUCAUAACCUUUGUGACAGUUAAACAAUGAAAAGUGUGUUGCCUACUGUUUACCUCUUUAGCAUUUUCCUGAACUGAAUGAAACCGUUGAAGGAAUGUCCUAUAAAUAAGUUAUUUGAUGUGGCUAACCACCACCAGUCUCUAAAAGUAGAGCGCUGUAAACGUUGAGGCUUCUCUCCUCAUCUCCUCUUACAUAACUGUGCCACAUGUACCAGAUCAGCAUAAAAUAUGAUUGAGUCAGUAACUCAUCAUCAUCAAGGGGGGAAGAAAUGGUAUCAAUGCGUGAAAAGGACUGAGACGGAUGCAGUUUUUUACAAAUAUAAAUUAUAUGCUGGUACUACUCUCAACUUCUAACCUUACCUAUGUCUUUAUGUUAGACUAUUCUCUUCGGGUCUUCACAUUAGUCCUGUGUAGACAGAAAAACCUACAUUUCCAAUAACUCAACAGAGUGAUGGUGCCCUCUAGUGGUGUUACUUAUAUUGUUUUUUAAAUUGUUUUAUGUGAGCUGCUGUGCUUUAUGGGAUAGUCACAUUAGUGAUGGGGAUCUAGUAAAGCACAAUGCCGCACUGUCACAUCAAGUUACUGGAAUUGAAAUUAUAAAUAAUUUAGAAAAUGUAUGAACACUGCUUCAGUGUGAUCUAUUCAACAGAUUGUAUUGGUGUUCUGUUUUAUUAGUGCAUUCCUGUAAGAAAUGAACUUGUAAAUAUGUUUUCCUUCAUUUGUAAAUAUAGCCAAAAUAUGAAAUAAAGAGCCUGGAUUCAUUCAGAUGUC